UAAAGUCAGAGAGAAGCCUGCAGCGUGAAGUCACUUUUUGAUUGAUUACAGGGUUUAAGAAGUGACAUAGGUGCUGUGCUUAUGUGUGUGUCCGUGUGUGUGUGUGUGUGUGUGUGUGUGUGUGUGUGUGGCAGCAGCUGCUCCCUCCCUGACUUUAUUCCUCGCUCAUAUUCAGUCCUGCAGUGGCGGAUGGGUUCGGUGCUCCCGCCGGCAGGAGCGCAGACAUCUGAGGAGCCUGUUAGUGUCAAAGAAAAACUGACGGAAAACACAAAGAGCUUCUCCCAACAACAAAUCCCUCUGUAGCGUUGGGACUCAAAGGCGGAUUAUAAAGCGUAUUUACCGGCUGGAAGCGAUUCCGGGGCAACUUUGCCACUGUCUCCGUUUAUUUUCCUUUCCCAUUCUUCUUUUGGUGCAGAUCUUCAGUCAGCACCUUGCUGCCUCUUUAACAUCUUCAGGCUCUCGGCAUCAGACAGGAUCCGCACACGAUCUGAUUGCAUCCCUGUGAUGGACUAAAGGUGUGAGGAGGAAGAAAGAUUGAAGAGGAGGGAGGUCUGCAUGAGGUUUGCUUAGCUUGAAGGUGAGAAAGUCUAUUAACAGCUGGUGGUGGAUUAUCAGGUUCAGGCAGCCACUCCCUGGAGGAAUGAAUGUACAUAUGUUACAUAAAAACUGCACUGGGACCAGCGCUGAACAGCAUCAUGACUCCAGCUGACUCAUAGGAUGUGGUUUUAGGAUGGGGGACCAUGAUUUACAUUUGUCUACAAAGAUUUUUAUCCACACAGAACAGGAGGAGCUGCAGAGACUGGAACCUGACGUGAGGGUUUUGGUAAGGAUUUCCCGCCUUCUUGGAAUCUGAUUUUGGUGUUUUGCUUUUCCUCGGUCCUGUCUGUGAAUGGAUCUUAAUGAGGACCAAGGGAAACCAGUACAGUAAGCCUUACCGUUGAGAGAUUUUUAUACCUCUAUACUGCCUCUCUUCCUGUGGUUUUGUUCCUGCCGGGAAAGCAGCAUGGAUCUGUCCCAGGACCAGCCUUCGGACUGGAGCUCAGUCCAACCCAGCUUCUCUCCACUGCUGCAAUACGAUGGCUCUCAGGAAAGACUCAACCACAACCACACUUCUAUUGUGUUGUCCUCCACUUUUAGCUUACCCACUGCCUCCCUCCAUCAACCUCUACCCUCUCUGCUGCCCUCCUCCCACAUCUCCUCUCCUUUAUUCUCCACCUCCUCGACCUCAUCCUUUCCGCAAGCAUCCACUUUUGUCUACCAACCCUCGUCCUCCAACUUUCCUUUGUCCCUGCCCACCUUUUCUGCUAAUGACCUGGCAGACCUGGAGAGCAUGCUGCUCUGGACCCUCCAAGAGCCCAGCACAAUCGCUCUGACCAUCAUGUACUGUCUGUCUUUCAUUUUGGGAUUUGUUGGGAAUUUAAUGUCCCUGCGCGUCCUCACCAACAGGCGGAGCCGGCGUCUAGCUGGCGUCAGCGCCACGCGCAGUCUCCUGGUGAACUUGGCGGUAUGUGACCUUGCCGUGGUGUGUGUGUGCAUGCCCAUCACCCUGGGAAACCAGAUCUACACUGCCUGGGUCUACGGUGAUCUCCUGUGUCGAGCCGUGCCCUUCACGCAGGCUGUUUCGGUCUCAGCCAGUGUGCUAACACUGACGGUGAUCAGUGUGAAUCGUUACUACAGUGUUCGUUCACCACUGCGAGCCCGCUCCAUGUUUACCCGACGUCGAAUCUUGGCGACCGUCGCAGUGGUGUGGACAGUUUCUUCGAUUAUGUGUGCUCCUAUUGCAGUGAUGAACAGGCGACGAGAGAUCAGCUUUGGGACAUUUGCCAUCUUGGUCUGUCAGGAGGAGUGGCCUCAGCAUCGCCUUAAACAAGGAUACAAUGUGCUGCUGUUUGUGAUGCUGUACUGCCUCCCCGUGACCUUUAACCUCACCAUAGGCUUCCUAACUGGAAGGCGGCUUUGGGGAGGGAGGAAAACCACUUUCGCUGAUCUUGAUCCACGCAGCCAAGCUCUGCAUGUCUCGCGCCUCAAGACACGCCAGAAGAUCGCCAAGAUGGUUGUGUGUCUGGUGCUGCUGUUUGCAGUGUCCUGGCUACCACUGUACUUGGCUGACCUUUGGAUCGACUGUGAGGAAAGGCCACCAUCUUGGCUCCUGCAGACGCGACCAUUUGCCCAGUGGCUGGGCCUGACAAACUCCAGCCUUAACCCCAUCUGUUACUGUUUCAUAGGCGAUCUGUACCGAUCAGCAAAGGUUAUACGGACGCGAUACUACCAGAAAGUCGCCGCUCUCUUUGGCUCCUCCUCAUUCUCCAGCUCAGCUGCAGUGGCGUCUCCUGUGUCAGUGAUUACAGACACCAAAGUGACUUCUGUUGAGCGCCACCAUAUUGCCGCUGCUGCUGUGGCAGCAUCUGCAUCCAUUGUUACAAUCCCAAGGCUGUUGAGCUUGGCUAGAGGCAAAGGACUGGGGCAGAAGGUCAGAGACAGUUCAGACAGCCGAGCAGGAUCCGACCACAGUAUCUCAGACUGGUGUCGGUCCAGUCCCAGUGUGUGUGACAGCUCCUUGUUCCCCUGCCAGCUCCACACACUCCAGCACUCCAUACAAAGAGUGGACUUCCUUCCCACAAGAAGACACUCUCUGAAUGAGAACGCUGGACCAUUACCUUUAAGAAUUGAGUCUGUGGAAAUAGGCGUGCUGCCGUUGAGGAGGCAUUCAGGGGACAGAAUAUAUGGUCUGUCAGCUGAUAAGAGAGACAUCAUUACGAUGGGCAGAGACGCUCUCUGUUACACUGGACAGCACAGAAGAAAAAGAUCACAAACCAACUCUCUGGUAGGAGACAGGGAGGAUGAAAGAACUGAUAUGACCAGCCUCUGAGACCUGCAGAUUAUUUGAUGUAUCAGCAGGGAGGAAUUCUUUCUUUUUUUGUCACCUAAAGCUUCUGAGUCGCAGUUUGCAGUUGACAGUGUGAGUUAAUCCCUUGCAAAAGCCAUUGUUUGUCUUGAGGCUAAACUGACCUGGUCUACACUUUCCAUCUUUCUCUGUGUAGUAUUCUCUGUGUGUCAUCGAAAGCAUGGGAUCCAGGACUGAUGUUUACAACGACAAGAUCAGGACUUUGAAGGCAAGCGGAGGGGGCAAUGAUGGAGAACCCUGCAGGGAUAGAGUGGAGUGUUAUUUAGCCCUGGGCUUGAAAGCCAGUUAUCAUAAAAAAGGGUGGAUUGCAGCAGUGCGGAAUCACAUGUUAGUCAUAUCAUAAGUGAUUCAGCUGCCAGUCAUGGUUGUGUCUAACAUCUGCUUAAGACAGUAAACCAGUAGGAUGUAACUGUGUGAGAAAUUGUUUGGUUCAGAUUCUUCUCUUUCUUUCAUAUUGCUUUGCUAAUGGCUUCGAUUGUAUUUGACAGAAAAGGCCAAACCCUUUGUUAGAGUGCCAAGUAGGAAUAAUACACAGAUACAGUAUGUAUGGAGGGUUUCUGACAGGUCUUUACAGGAUAUUGUCACCAUCAAUGUCUGCAGUCUGUGAAAGAUAAGUACAGUAGCAGCCGCCGUUCAUGUGUGCAGUGAUACAGGUAAUAUACAGCGGAUAUGAGAUAUGUUGUAUAUGAAGCAGAAAAUGAAAAAUACGGUGAAUGAUUUUGUUUUGCACAUAGUAACGCUGAUAGUGAUAUUAAGCAUGAAAUAACUUUUCAGGUUCAUCUGAUUUUUGAAAGCUAGACCAGGUCGUCUAAAAUGAGCCCAAAACAAGCAGGGUUACUUCAUUCAGAGGAAAUUUAAAGGGUCAGUUUACCCAAAUCAAACAUUACAAAAAAAACAUUAUAUUUUUCUUGCUCUGGUGUUGAGAUGACUGUCUAACCAUCUGUUUGGCACACAUAUCUCAAAAACAAGACAAAUGAAACCAAAACUGCAUGUCUAGAUACUGCUAACGAUCAGAGAAAAUCUUAAUGAUUUGCGGUGAGCUGACCUUAAAAAGACCUAAUAUUACAUUGACUGCACUGUGGAUAGGUACAGAAAAAUACAAGAUAAUCUGUUUUAAUAUUUGACAACAGGAGAGUUUUGGCCCAACCAGAGACACUGCCUGUUAAACCAGCACAUGCCUUGUUGAGUAAAGGACUGAAACAAGGUGCAGAAAUAGCUUUAAAGGUUAAAGAAAUAAAAACACAGACACGCACUCUCACACAUACACAGAUUCAUGCACACAGACAACAGAAUCUAAUCUACCCUCAGGCUGCUUCCAGUUGUGUGUAAGACAGAGGUGGUGAAUAGCAUGAACUGCUGUGACAUUAAGCUGCUAAUCACACUUGUCCUUGCAGCAAAAGUGAAGCGGUGCAACACUCAAGGCAUCAAACUGUGUUGAAACUGUCCUAUUUAUGUCAUUGGGUAAGGUUGCUUUGUACCUUAGAAAAUCUUUAUGCCAUUAUGCUGUAACUGUGUCUGUCAUCUCUCCUUCUCUCUUUACUUUCAUCUACCUCUCUCUUUCUCAGUUUUGCACUGUGUUAAUGGAGGGUAUGUGUAAUGCGCAUUUGGUGUUUCAUUAAAAAAGCAAGCAGAGUUUGUCCGUGGUCACAUGUAACUGUGUCUGCGACUGAAAUGUCCCAGGAUUUGCA
Molecule: messenger RNA, 4593 nt
Organism: Dicentrarchus labrax (European seabass)
Lineage: Eukaryota; Metazoa; Chordata; Actinopteri; Moronidae
Product: neuropeptide Y receptor type 2-like
Exons: 3
Coding region: 1004-2869 (621 amino acids)
Biological process (GO): neuropeptide signaling pathway
Cellular component (GO): membrane
Molecular function (GO): G protein-coupled receptor activity; peptide binding
Source: RefSeq, a predicted model, not a curated record